AUGGGUGUCAUGAGCGUGACCUCCGAGACGAUCUUCAACUACCCACCAGACGUGAUUUACGACUUCGUAGGCAAUCCCGUGAACUGGGGCCGCACAUACAAAGGCAGCGCUGGCCUUCCAUCCGAUGCCAAGAAACUUAAUUUCCCACUCAAGGUCGGCGACGUCUGGACGGAAAAGGUGGCCUUGGCGGAAAACACGUAUCAUGCAAAGUGGGUGUUGGAGAUUGCAAGCCGCGGCCGCAAGUUCGCAUUUCGACAGGUGAACAAGAUUGCCGAAAAUGUUGAUGGGUCAGGCGGCGUGGAGGGGUACUGUUGGAUUACGUAUACGUUUAGGGAAGCCGGGUGUGGAUUGACGUUGUUCACGAGGAAUCUGACCUGCGAGCUCGAGAAGGGCGUGGAGGUGCCAGAGGAUCUUUGGGUGGCCAUGUCGAGGCCAAGUGGAAUCGACAAGUAUCAUGAUGCUAUUGCGAAGCUGCUUGACGAGGAGUCUGCGGAACACAAAGUCCUUAAAUCAUGA
Messenger RNA from Alternaria postmessia, 516 nucleotides. RefSeq lists its product as uncharacterized. The record is from RefSeq and is a predicted model, not a curated record. Bases 1 to 516 code for a protein of 171 amino acids. Lineage: Eukaryota; Fungi; Ascomycota; Dothideomycetes; Pleosporales; Pleosporaceae. The transcript has 2 exons.